AUGGCGUCUAUUGCAGAGACAGAAGAUGUCUCGCGUCUUAUCGCGCAAUAUUUCGAGUUGGUGGAGCUUAGAAACCUGACUAUACCUUCAUCAACCGUUCUCAAGAAUCCCAUCACGCAAAAUCGCAUCUAUAACGAGAUGUUCAAUGAAGACCUUCUUGCUCCCGUCAUACCGCCAGCUGCGUAUCGACUAAGGCUAUUGAAGAAGCUCAUUGCUGUUAUCGAGAAUGACCAACAAUGGGAUCCUGAGGAGGAUGAAAUCAUCGAGCCUUUAAUGACGGCCAUGACUGAUCUGAUGGCCCAACCGAUCCAAGAGGAUUCCUCCAUAUCAUCAUUAGAUACGGAAGAACCACAGCUUUCUUUCGUCUCUUAUACUGUUCCCCAAGACGCAUACCGAGAGAGAAAGCAAAUUACGACGUUCGAGUCAAGAGGCUUGAUCUACGGAUCUGGUUCAACCGGGUUUCGUACUUGGGAAGCUGCCUUGCAUCUUGGCACAUAUCUUUCUUCGGUUUCCUCUGAUGAACCAUUAUCACCAGCAUCAAUACGAGGCAAGAGGAUUGUAGAACUCGGCGCUGGGACUGGUUUCGUUUCAUUGUUAUGUCAGAAGUUUCUUGGUGCUGAGAGAGUACUUAUGACGGAUGGAAAUGCGAAACUGGUUGAUGUCUUUAAUGGGCCGUGUCUAGAACAGAAUGGUUUCGUCAAAGGCAAAGACGCUAUUGAAGGAAGGCAGUGGCUAUGGGGUGAACCAUUGUCUACUGAUGGAACAGAGGAGCAAUUUGAUUUUGCUUGUGGUGCUGAUUUGACCUACGAUAAAGCCAUCAUACCUCUUCUCGUCGACGCAAUAUCUCGCCUAUUCUCAUCACACGGCGUGAAACAAUUCGUAAUAGCUGCAACAAUCCGAAACGAAGAGACCUUUGGCGCUUUUCUUGACGCGUGUCGAGACAGCCACUUUGUCAUGGAGAAAUCUAGUUUCGAAUCCCAAGCUUUCGAAAAUCAGACCGGAUUUUUCCACUCUACGCAGGUACCCAUAUGGAUAUACAUCAUUUCACCAUCAUCUUGA
This is a messenger RNA of Talaromyces marneffei, 1059 nucleotides long. RefSeq lists its product as uncharacterized. Lineage: Eukaryota; Fungi; Ascomycota; Eurotiomycetes; Eurotiales; Trichocomaceae. The record is from RefSeq and is a predicted model, not a curated record. Bases 1 to 1059 code for a protein of 352 amino acids. The transcript has 4 exons.